AUGCAGAUGCAAAAUGCAACACAACCCAAACCUCCCGCGAAAGCUAAACCUCCACCCGAGCAGCACAAGGCGAAGCACAAUCCUGCAGACCAGUCCAAGCGCGAGUGGCAUGUAACAACAAGCAAGACACCAAAGCAGUCUACGAACAGAGUUCACUUGAAGCUGAAGGCCCCAGCAGCGCAUUACGGGGUACAUAAGGGCGAUGAAAGAACCUUACAAACUGCGAGCAAGAGCAAAACCUGA
Messenger RNA from Sporothrix schenckii 1099-18, 243 nucleotides. RefSeq lists its product as uncharacterized. The transcript has a single exon. NCBI's taxonomy places the organism in Eukaryota, Fungi, Ascomycota, Sordariomycetes, Ophiostomatales, Ophiostomataceae. Bases 1 to 243 code for a protein of 80 amino acids. The record is from RefSeq and is a predicted model, not a curated record.